UCUUAAAAGAAAAACAGAUGAAAAGCUAAGUUGUUCGGGACUCUUCAAAAUAUUAUCGUACUCAUAUUACAUUGAAGAUCCAAUAUGUGUACAUCGUUAUUUUUUUAAAAGUCCGAGCAACAUAGGAUGACAGUAAAAGGUCAGAAGAAACAGAACCAGAUCAGUAUUAAAUUCAAACUAAGUUGAAAGGGUUUUGAUAUUUCUUGGUGGUCCAUUAACAUGAUACAGGAACAGAACAGAACAAAUUUGAGGAAGGUAUUGCUUUAAUUAAUGGCAGAGCUGUUCAGGGACACUUUUCUUUCUAGUCCUUUUUUAAUACUGCCAUUUCAAGAUUUCAUAUCAUAUCAAGAACCAGUUUCCCACAGCUUCUACCUCUACCAGAAAAAAUAAAGUCCUAUACAUACAGAAUACUACAAAAGAAAAAGGUUAAACACUCACCCCCAUUCCCCCACCACCACCCUACCCCUCCACCCCAAUGUAGCUCAUUUUUGUAGUAUAAAGUUGGACUAAAAGGCAUUUUUCUUGGGCUUUGUUCACCGUCACACAAACACAAACAUGACCUAAAAAUUGUUAAAAACAACUCCCUAUUAGACCAUUCUUCCCCUUUUCCCUCCACUUUUGCCUUUUUCACCUUUCCCAUUUCUCCUCUUUCCCUUUCUUUCCAUCACAAAAACUCAAUCAAAUUAUUUUCUUUUCUAGCUCAUUUUUUUCCCUCUUUCUCACUCUUCUUGAACCAUUUUGCAUUUUACACCUUCCAAGAUUGCAACUUUAUUGCUUAAUAUCCAAAUGUAACUAUCUUUUCCCUCAAAAUUUCAAGAAAGUUGGAAUUUUUCCAUUGUGGGUAUUCUUCAAAAUGUCUUCUACACCAGCUGAAUAUCCUCAACAGCUACCACCACCCAUGUUUAUGGGUCAACAAGCUUAUUCAGGUCGUCCGGGUCACGGGUCAAUUGGACCCGUAAUAGCUGUACUUGCUGUAAUAGCUGUGUUGGGUGCCAUAGCUGUAAUGAUAGGCAGAUUAUGUUCGGGUCGGAGAAUAAUGGGUCAUGGUCAGUAUGAUUUUGAAGGGUGGGUUGAAACCAAGUGCGCGUCUUGUAUUGAUGGCCGGGUCGACCCGAUACCACGACCCGUUACUGUAACCCCGCCGCCGCCGCCGGUGGUGGUUGCUGAGAGCAGCAGUAGUGGUAGUCCCGGCGAUGCUGCGGCGGCGCCGGUGCCGGAGACGGUGGAAACCAGGGAAGAAGAAGUAUCGAAUCAACAAAGUAAUUCACAUGAGCAUCACGAAAGAGCAGAUUCUUGAAAUGCUUUUUUUUUCUUUUUUGCUUUUUCACUUUUUAAUUUUUGAGUUCUUUUUUAAAAAAAAACUGUGGUUAAUGUUUUAAUGAAUUUGAGUAUUUUCUAAUGGUGGAAUUUUGGAAGUUAUAUAAAUAUUGUAGCAAUUCUUUCUAUAUCAAUACGUGAGGUUAAGGGUGAUUGUGCA
This is a messenger RNA of Capsicum annuum, 1477 nucleotides long. RefSeq lists its product as uncharacterized. The record is from RefSeq and is a predicted model, not a curated record. The transcript has a single exon. The coding region runs from base 854 to 1297 and encodes 147 amino acids. NCBI's taxonomy places the organism in Eukaryota, Viridiplantae, Streptophyta, Magnoliopsida, Solanales, Solanaceae.